Molecule: messenger RNA, 858 nt
Organism: Syzygium oleosum
Lineage: Eukaryota; Viridiplantae; Streptophyta; Magnoliopsida; Myrtales; Myrtaceae
Exons: 4
Coding region: 76-405 (109 amino acids)
Source: RefSeq, a predicted model, not a curated record
UCGAACUCCAACUCAAAAUGAAAAUUGCCGGAGUUUCGCCAUUUUUGAGGGCAGAGACAGAGCUUGAACUGCACUAUGGAACAGACACAGAGCGGAGAGAAAAGAGAAAGGGAAGAAGAAGAAGAAAAAGGCGACAACGAUGAACAAGCGAAGACGAAGAAGACGAUGACGAUGACGCCAUGGGAGCAGCGCUCAGUUGUCAUCAGCAGCCCUCGCUUCGACUACAACCCUCCCUCUUCUCUCCAUCGGCGCUCGCACUCCGGCUUCCUCGUCACCUGCACCAUCCAGAGGGAGAAGAGCGCCACCAAAGAAGCCAUGUGCCUCCCUGAAAAGUAUCGUGGGCCAUUUGCUGCUAGAGAGAGUAAUAACCUGGAGGUGGCUGAUGCAAAGUUAACUGCUAAAUGAAGGUAAGUAUUUCCUGCGGAAUUGGAUAAGGAAGGUGCCAAUGGUGCCGAGUGUGGGCAUUUAACUCAUCAGUAUCAUAACGAGGAUGGUACUCUUCUGGUAAGCUUUCAGAAGAUGCAUCUUCUCAAACAGAGGAAGACAUCAGUGCGAAUAAAUCUCCAGCUCUUUCAUUAGUCAAGUUGACCGGGAGUGGUUUGCUUCUCUUUACAUUCCCCAUGACACCAUUCAAAUUGUGUCUGAUAUUAUUGAUUCCCUGGGAUCUGGAGAUUCGAGUUCCCUACAGUGAGUUUUUAUUUUCCUUCCUCGACAUUAGAAGGAAAUGGCUCCCUAGUUGAUGACAUGCAUUUCCUACCCUGGCUUGUUACUUUAGGAUUGGGCAAUGUGCUAGGGGUCGCUACUGAUGCAUGAGACCUUGCACCGCGUGUGACACAGAAACUUCGCAUUGAUGGAUGA